AUGCCUGCCAUACUGGUACAUGUCCCGCCAGCUCCUUUACUAAACGGCCAGCCGCGCAUAGAACAGAUGUCCCGAAUGCAGCAGGAUUUGGUGGCUGCUCACAUGACCAAGAGCGAUCGAUUCGAUAGGCCCGAAGCUCCAAAGAUGCUCAGGAGAAUAGCGGCCAAGGCGCGGAAGCCGCGUGUCGCGAUCGUCGGCGCUGGCUUCGCGGGGCUGAAAGCCGCGGAUAUCUUGCUGCGACACGGCGUCAACGUUACCAUUUUUGAAGCGCGGGAUCGCCUAGGCGGCAGACUGUUCCAGUCCAAAGUCGGCACGCACACUGUAGACAUGGGCCCGAAUUGGAUCCAUGGAACGCAGAACAAUCCCAUCUUAGACUUGGUACAUUCUACCGAGACAGCAACGCAUGACUGGGGCGAACGACAGGUUGCCUUUGGUCCGGACGGAACCGAGAUUCCAGAGGAACUAGCUGGAGAGAACGCAGAGAUGCUGUGGAGUCUCAUCGGUGAGGCAUUCAAAUACUCAAACGCAUGCAGUGCCCAAAUCAACGAGAAGACCAGCCUGAUGGAUUACAUCCGAGAUCAUGUCGAUGAAAAGCUAGUGUCACAAAUGAUGUUGAGCAAUGCCGACGCUGAAGAGAUGAAGCACCGCAAAGGUCUCGUGCUAAAGCUAGCCGAGAUGUGGGGAGGUUUCAUCGGUGCCACGACGAGCACGCAGUCCUUGAGGUUUCUUUGGCUAGAAGAGUGCCUCGAGGGUGAAAACCUGUUCUGUGCAGGCACAUACGAGAAAGUACUCGAGCACGUGUCCACACCAGCACUCAAGGCUGGUGUGGUCAAGCUUAAACAUGUGGUCAACAAGCUUAUCUCAACUGACGAGGCCAAGGUGACGGUUGGGCUCGAGGGCAGAGGAACCGAAACUUUUGACGAGGUAAUUGUGACGUGCCCGCUUGGUUGGCUGAAGAGAAACAAAAGUGUGUUUGAGCCAGAGCUACCGAAGAGAAUGAGUGAAGCUAUAGACGAGCUCGGAUACGGAAAUCUGGACAAAGUAUACAUCACUUUCUCGAAACCCUGGUGGGACAGUCCUGCAACUCAAACAAGCGAACUUACAGCCGCUCGGAUACAGGAAGCUAAGAGCGAGGCCCCUAAUCUGACGGCAACGACUGCACCACUGCGCCAAAUGACGCCGAUUGAACGUAGUAACGAGGAGCAUUACGUUGGAUUUACUACAUUUAUUGCGCCGGAGUACGCAAAGGACACCAAUCCGAAAGGGUGGAUACAAGAUUGCAUCAAUCUUGCCGCGCUACCCGCGGGCUGUGAACACCCAACGUUGCUGUUUUACAUCUCCGGACCAACAGCGGAUCAUAUCGCUAAAAUCCUGCGAGACCACUCAAGUGGUGGUAAAUCCAAAGUUGAUGCGGAACUGUGGCGCUUCUUUGAGCCGUAUGUAUCCCGUCUACCGAAUUACCAGCCAGGAGAUAAAGAAUGCCAACCAGUGGACGUUUUGGCAACUGGCUGGACCAACGACAAAUUCGCAGGGUACGGCUCGUACACAAACUUCCCCGUGGGAAGCACACGGUGCGAUGAGAGUGUUGAGUGUUUGAGAGAGGGAGCAGGCUUGGUCGAGAGAGGUGUAUGGCUUGCCGGUGAGCAUACUGCGCCCUUCGUUGCGCUGGGCACAGUCACUGGUGCGUACUGGGCUGGAGAAGCAGUAGCGAAGAGAAUUCUGGAUGCUUGGGGUGUUCAAGCAUGA
Messenger RNA from Verruconis gallopava, 1746 nucleotides. RefSeq lists its product as uncharacterized. The transcript is spliced from 3 exons. The coding region runs from base 1 to 1746 and encodes 581 amino acids. Gene Ontology annotation, molecular function: oxidoreductase activity. Lineage: Eukaryota; Fungi; Ascomycota; Dothideomycetes; Venturiales; Sympoventuriaceae. The record is from RefSeq and is a predicted model, not a curated record.